UCCCAUCCCCACAUUGCCUGUAGUAUAUAAACUCUCCAACGGAAUUUUCGCCGUUAUUAUUCGUUCGGCAAGCCUCUUUACCGGUCGCGCUGAACGACGACUGACAUUUAUUUAAUUAACUUAUUUGUACGUUAAGUUCACCAAAACUCAAUUGAAAAUGCGUGAGUGCAUCUCAGUACAUGUUGGCCAAGCCGGAGUCCAGAUCGGCAAUGCCUGCUGGGAGUUGUACUGCUUGGAGCACGGCAUCCAGCCUGAUGGCCAGAUGCCCACAGACAAGACCAUCGGAGGUGGAGAUGACUCCUUCAACACCUUCUUCAGCGAGACCGGAGCUGGCAAACAUGUGCCCAGGGCAGUGUUUGUUGACUUGGAACCCACAGUAGUUGAUGAGGUCCGCACAGGAACAUACAGGCAGUUGUUUCAUCCAGAACAACUUAUCACUGGUAAGGAGGAUGCCGCAAACAACUAUGCCCGUGGACACUACACUAUCGGCAAGGAAAUCGUCGACCUAGUCCUGGACCGCAUCCGCAAGCUUGCCGACCAGUGCACAGGUCUCCAAGGUUUCCUCAUCUUCCACUCCUUCGGAGGAGGCACCGGCUCCGGUUUCACCUCUCUCCUCAUGGAGCGUCUCUCUGUAGACUACGGAAAGAAGUCCAAGCUCGAAUUCGCCAUCUACCCCGCUCCCCAGGUGUCCACCGCCGUCGUCGAACCCUACAACUCCAUCCUGACCACCCACACGACCCUCGAGCACUCCGACUGCGCGUUCAUGGUCGACAACGAAGCUAUCUACGACAUCUGCCGCCGCAACUUGGACAUCGAGCGCCCCACCUACACCAACCUGAACAGGCUGAUCGGUCAGAUCGUGUCGUCCAUCACGGCCUCCCUGCGUUUCGACGGCGCCCUCAACGUCGACCUAACCGAGUUCCAGACCAACUUGGUGCCCUACCCUCGUAUCCACUUCCCUCUGGUCACAUACGCCCCGGUAAUCUCCGCCGAGAAGGCGUACCACGAGCAGCUGUCGGUCGCCGAGAUCACCAACGCGUGCUUCGAGCCCGCCAACCAGAUGGUGAAAUGCGACCCCCGCCACGGCAAAUACAUGGCCUGCUGCAUGUUGUACCGUGGAGACGUCGUGCCCAAGGACGUCAACGCGGCGAUCGCAACCAUCAAGACCAAGAGGACCAUUCAGUUCGUGGACUGGUGUCCUACCGGUUUCAAGGUGGGCAUCAACUACCAGCCCCCGACCGUGGUGCCCGGCGGCGACUUGGCGAAGGUGCAGCGUGCCGUGUGCAUGUUGUCCAACACCACCGCCAUCGCGGAGGCCUGGGCUCGUCUCGACCACAAGUUCGACCUCAUGUACGCCAAGCGUGCCUUCGUGCACUGGUACGUCGGUGAGGGUAUGGAGGAGGGAGAGUUCUCAGAGGCCCGCGAAGACUUGGCCGCUCUGGAGAAGGACUACGAAGAGGUCGGCAUGGACUCCGCCGAGGGUGAGGGCGAGGGUGCCGAGGAAUACUAAUCAGAUAAAGAAGCUUGCCGGCUCACGUACACCGAUACAUUCCGCGGUGAUGAAAUAAAAGAGAAAUUAUGUUGA
Molecule: messenger RNA, 1585 nt
Organism: Amyelois transitella
Lineage: Eukaryota; Metazoa; Arthropoda; Insecta; Lepidoptera; Pyralidae
Gene: Tua1
Product: tubulin alpha chain
Exons: 3
Coding region: 158-1510 (450 amino acids)
Biological process (GO): mitotic cell cycle; microtubule cytoskeleton organization
Cellular component (GO): microtubule; cytoplasm
Molecular function (GO): structural constituent of cytoskeleton; GTP binding
Source: RefSeq, a predicted model, not a curated record